This is a messenger RNA of Zophobas morio, 1297 nucleotides long. RefSeq lists its product as uncharacterized. Bases 45 to 1265 code for a protein of 406 amino acids. NCBI's taxonomy places the organism in Eukaryota, Metazoa, Arthropoda, Insecta, Coleoptera, Tenebrionidae. The transcript has 2 exons. The record is from RefSeq and is a predicted model, not a curated record.
GAUCACCAGUUUUCUUAACGUACAAAUCUGUAUCGCACAGCACAAUGGAAGUGCUAAAAGAACGCCACGACGUCCUAACGUUUUUAGAAAAAGUGUCAGCGGAACAAGGAAUACCAAAGUAUACCAUUAUCGAUGCAGCCACUAACGAAAAAGGCGAAGGUUAUCUGGGACAGAUUUUCAUGAUCACUAUCAAAGACGAUUUUAGUGAUAAAGAACUUCGUGUUGUGGUAAAAGUGGCUUUUGUAGACGAAAAAAUUAGAAAAUUUGUGCCCAUCAAAAAAUCUUUCUUGAACGAAAUUUAUUUCUACCAGCAUAUAAGACCAACGUUUAGGAAAAUGGAAGCGAACCACAAUAUUGAACACACGGAGUUUUCCCCACAGUGUUUUAAAGUAUUGGUUGAAAAUGAAAAAGAAAUGUUGUGUUUGGAAAAUUUGAAAACGUUAAAGUUUGAAAUGUUUGAGAAAACGUCCGUUUUGGACGAUGAACAUGUUAGUUUUAUUUUUAAAACUUACGGACGUUUUCAUGGUUAUUCCUUUGUGCUGAAGGAUCAACAACCUGAAGUAUAUAAACAGCUCACUAGUGAAAUUCACAACAUUUAUGAAGAAUUUGUCAUUAAUCCCGAAGGAAAUUUUAAAGAGUAUCUGACAGAUUUAAUAGCUGAUGUUAGAACGUAUUUACUUGAUAAAGAAGAUGAUGUGAUAAUAAGUAAAUUUGAAAAGUAUGCCGACAAAGGUGUUCUGGACUGUUUUUAUGAUAUUACGACGCAGACCUGCAACUAUUCUAGUAUUUUACAUGGCGAUUGUUGGAGCAACAACAUGAUGUUUAAAUAUGAAACAUCCGAAGACAACCGAAAAUUAGUAGAUAUGCGCUUAUUGGAUUUCCAGAUUGUUAAAGUAGGAAGCCCAGUUUGUGAUUUAUCUUAUUGUUUGUACUCAGGUGGUUCUAAAGGACUGUUUGAUAAUCUAGAAAAGUAUUUAAAAAUUUAUUAUGAAAGUUUAGAAGCAACAUUAAAACAAUUUGGAAGUGAUGCUGAGGUAGUUUUCCCUUUUCAAGCCCUGAAGGAAGACUGGAAAAAGUAUGCCCGGUUUGGAAUGAUAAUGAGUUGUUGUGCGAUUAAAAUAAAGUGUACAAAUAAGGAUGAUAUUCUAGAUUUAACAGACGAUUUUGAUGUAAGCAAGCCUAUUAAGGUAAAGUUUAAUGAAGAAGAAUAUGGCAAACGUACGAAGGAAAUUCUUUGUCACCUGUGUGAAAUAGACGCUUUAUAGGUGCUAGGUAAUAAAGUUUUUGUUGCACAAUU